Messenger RNA from Corylus avellana, 2056 nucleotides. RefSeq names its product putative WRKY transcription factor 72. Gene Ontology annotation, biological process: regulation of DNA-templated transcription. NCBI's taxonomy places the organism in Eukaryota, Viridiplantae, Streptophyta, Magnoliopsida, Fagales, Betulaceae. The record is from RefSeq and is a predicted model, not a curated record. Gene Ontology annotation, molecular function: sequence-specific DNA binding; DNA-binding transcription factor activity.
CUUGAAUCUGCCAAAGCUGAAAUGGGCGAGGUGAGAGAAGAAAACGAAAGAUUAAAAGUGAUGUUGGAGCAAAUCGAGAAGGAUUACCAUUCUCUUCAGCUGCGUUUCUUCGAUAUCAUCAAACAGGAAACUCCCAAGAAAUCCACAGAGUCAUCAGUUGAUCAUCCCUUGCAUGAUGAAACUGAAGAACCUGAUCAACUUGUAUCACUUUGUCUUGGAAGAAGCCCGAGCGAGCCCAAGAAAGAAGAGAAAGCGACUAGCAACCCUAGCAAUAGCAAAACUACCGACUAUGAGGAAUGGAAGGCCAGCCUUACUCUUGGAUUGGACUCCAAGUUUCAACUAUCUACAGAGCUUGUGUCUGAUGCAAGCCCCGAGACUAGUUUGGAGGAGUCUAAGCAAGCUGCAGAGACAUGGCCACCAAGUAAAACCCUAAAGACAGUGAGAAAUGGUGAUGAUGAAGUUUCACAGCAAACCCAUGUGAAGAGAGCUAGGGUUUCUGUGAGAGCUAGAUGUGACACUCCAACGAUGAAUGAUGGAUGCCAAUGGAGGAAAUAUGGACAGAAAAUAGCUAAAGGAAACCCAUGCCCACGAGCAUACUAUCGUUGCACAGUUGCACCAGAAUGCCCAGUAAGAAAACAGGUGCAAAGAUGUUCGGAGGACAUGUCCAUCUUGAUCACCACCUAUGAAGGAACCCACAACCACCCACUUCCGGUUUCAGCCACUGCCAUGGCUUCUACCACUUCCGCUGCGGCUUCCAUGCUAUUGUCCGGGUCGUCAAUGUCUCACCCCGGCCUUGGUCCGACACCCAUUGCAACCGCUGCUCCAGUACUCAAUGGGUUAAAUUUCAAUAUCUUGGAUAAUUCCAAAGCAAAACAAUUUUACUUGCCAAACUCUUCCUCGCCGGCGCCCCUUUUUCCAACAGUGACUCUAGACCUCACCACCUCUCCAUUCUCUUCAUCCACUCUUUUUAAUAGAUUACCUUCAAGCUUUGCUUCAAACCCAAGAUUUCCUUCAAGAAGUCUAAGCUUCUCAUCCUCAGAAUCCAACAUUAUACCAACGACAUGGGGCACUGGAUAUCCCAGUUAUAGUGCAGUACCCUACAACAAAACCCACACUGGCUCCAUAAAUCUUGGGAAACAAUCCCAAGAACAUUUCUACCAAUCUUAUUUGGAAAAGACCCACCAAGCUUCUUCUCAACAGUCUUUAACAGAAUCCCUAACCAAGGCCAUUGCGACAGACCCGAAUUUCCGAUCCGCUAUUGCCGCCACAAUUUCAUCAAUAGUGGGUGGCGGUGCACCCCAUGAUAACCAAGGUGGAGGGGAGCCAAUUCAGGCCGUUUCUCCUGAUUCAUUGACCCAAAAGGGGAAAGCAUGUGCAUCAAGCUUCUUCAACAGAUUUGCGUCAUCGAAUUCCCACACAGCAGGUCUGAUGCUUCUGCAGCCUCCGUUGCCAUUAUCCAUCUCCAAGAGUAGCUCUACAUCUACUUCUGCCAUUAGGGAUCAGAUGAACUGAUAUAGGUCUCACAUAAUAUCGCCUGGGAUGUUGUGAUGAUUGAACCUUCCUUUUUUCCUUUUUUUAGCAACGCCUCCUAUACAGGCUUUUUUCACAUCAAUUUUAUACAUUACGCUGGCAAUAUAGGAUGGGCCAACUUUGCCCUGAAACCAUGACAGUACAAGUCAUCUUUUGAACAUAAGUUGUCUCUUGUUCUUACCUCUGUUCAAUAUCAAGUAAAAUGUCUAUCCAAACAAGCCAGGUUUUCAGCAUUAAUGCAGAGCAAACAAGUUAAAAGCUUAAGCGCACACAAAAAUGAUAUAAAAAGGGAACCUCAACUCUUUAUUUCUUGAAUGACCAAAAAAAUUGCUUCUUUAAUAACAUCUCAAGGAAUCAAUUUACUUUUAUAUAACUGUGGCACUAAAAUACGAAUAUAUUCACCAUCGACUAGAUAGAUUAGUCCACUCUUCAAGAGUCGAGCGAAACUAUUAAUCUCGAUUUAUCUUAAUCACCAAGGGAUAAAUGGGCCUUCAUGUGUAUGCAUCGGCAGAGGAAUGUUGAAACA